AUGAAGUCAAGGAGGGAACAGAAGAAGGAGGUGUUAUCACUGAGCCGGCAACUGAGUGGCGACUUCACGAAGCUGGACUUUUGGCAUGGUCUUCUGCCUGAUGAGGAUACGGCGAACAUUCUGAAGCUUGAUGGUGAUUAUCUUCUUCGUGGCAUUCAUAAGGAUGGCCAAUACUGUGUGAUCUUAAGCAUCAGAUGGGGCAAAAAUGUGGGUUUUUUGGUUGAUUUGGCUUGGUUUUAGGGAUUUUUAGGUGUUUUAGGCUUAUUUAAAGGCGUGUUUUUUAGGCUUAAAUAAAGGCAUGUUUUAGGCUUAAACAAACACGUCUUUUAGGCUUAAAAGAAGACGGAAUUUGACUUAUCCUUUUUGUUGUUAUAGGUACUGAAUGCCGGUCUCACGGAGCGGAAUUCAGGCGGGUGGAUUUUCCAAGAUAGGCCAUAUGACACAAUCAAGGAAGUCGUCGAUAUGCUUCAAGUAAUAAUUUUUUGACAAAAUUUUACACAUAAACCCCAAUUUUAAAAUUUUGUGAAAUGGUCCUCAAAUUCAAAUUUUUGACAUUUCAGUUUGAAUUUAGGUAACAAAAUGCCCGAUAACCAUCUGUAACGUGAUGUGCUACUUGGAUACACCAGUACGAAGAAAGGCGUGGGAAUUGCGUCGUCAGAUGGUCAAGUUGGGCAAAGAACUUGGCCAAGGAUCAUAUGGUACCGUAUACAUGGGCCAGUUGCUCAUCGGUCGAAAUAAAAUCAUCCGGGUAGGCUUUAGGUCAUUUUAGGGUGGGGUACUUUGGACCACAAUAGUUUUGCUUUCAGGCUUAGAGCACACAAAGCAUUGCCUAUGGCAGGAUUGAGUAUAGUACUGUAGGGUUCAGUAGAGUAUUGUAGGAUUCAGCAGAGGACUGAAGGGUUUAGUAGAGUACUUCAGGGCAUGUUGUUUUAGAGUACGGUAGAAGAUGAUGUGUAUUGUCCUACUAUUGAACUUUUUGAUUUUCAGGUAGCCGUAAAGGUGUUGACUGAAAUGACGGCCGAAGCUUCGAAUGCCUUGUGGAAGGAAGCUCGAUACCAUCAGUCCUUUGACCAUCCAAAUUGUGUCAAGAUGUACGGUGUUGCCAACGAUGCUUUGGUAUGUUACUUCAUUUUUUAAAAAAAAAUUUAACUUGGUCACCUCUGUUGAUGUUUAGCGGAAAAUUUUGAAAAAAUAUUACCCUCCGUCCCCUUUUAAAAAUUUUUUAGUUAGGUCACGGCUACAGCUUAUAUUCACCCUUAUAUCCCUGACUUUCCAGCCCUACUACCUCGUAAUGGAACUGGUCAACGGUGGCUCAUUGGACAAGUACCUCAUCAAGAAGGGUCCCAAGCUCUCGGUGAAAGAACGAGUGACAAUCCUCUUGGACGCGGCCAAAGGUCUAGACUACCUUCACGAUAAAGGCACUCUUCAUCGUGAUGUAGCCGCAAGAAACUUGUUGAUCGACUCCAACGUGGUAAAGGUGGCCGACUUUGGAAUGUCGCGGAAAUGCGCCAACUACAAGGUCGACACCAACAAACCGCUGAAUCUGAGAUGGCUGGCUCCAGAAGUGUAUAAAACACAGACGGUCAACAAGGCGACGGACGUGUACGCGUUUGGUGUCACCAUCUACGAGGUGUUCUCGGUGCCGUACAAGAUUCCGUACGAGAAGUGGGAUGCUAAUAAGGUGGGGUUGGGUGGUUUUUGGGUUUGCAAGGGGCGGGGGGGGGGUUUGUAUUGCUCGGGAGGGGUUCUAUAGAGGGUUUUAUGGGUUUGGGGGGGGGGUAGAUCUACCUCUCCCAAAAUUUUUUUUGGAAGAAAGUUUGACAGGUUGAUUGAAUUCUUGUUGUUAUUUUUGGAUUUAAAUUUUGAGGGUGUGGUAAAUGGGGGUGGAUUUACCUCGCCUAAAAAAAUUUUUUAAGGAAAAUGUUUUUAUUGGUGGAUUGAAUUGUUUUUGCUAUUUUUGAAAGAAAAGGGAGGGUGUGGUAAAUGGGGGUGGAUUUACCCCGCCCAAUUUUUUUUUCAAAUAUGGAAUUUUUUGUUGUGAGACCAUUUAAAAUUGUAAAAAAGUAAUGUAAUUUUUCUUUUUUUCCAUGCCUAAAAUUAAAAAAAAUGUUUAUAACAUUUUCUUUUUCAGGUGUUUGAAGAAGUCAUUGAAGGAGAAUAUCGCUUGUCUUUGGCAGACAAUGUUCCGCCAUACAUUCGUCAAGUCUUUGGAGAAUGUAUUGGCCCUGAAGAGGAACGUCCACCCUUCAAGUCGAUUGUCAUUUGCCUCCGGAACUUCCAGGAAGGCAAGAAUGAAGGUGGCAUUGGCGUUGGACUGUGA
This is a messenger RNA of Bursaphelenchus okinawaensis, 2320 nucleotides long. Lineage: Eukaryota; Metazoa; Nematoda; Chromadorea; Rhabditida; Aphelenchoididae. The record is from the annotation of a GenBank genome assembly.